AUGAAUCAAUUAGUUUGUAUUUCCGAGUUUAGUGGUGAACAAGGCUGGGCUCUUCGCCAAAUUUCGUAUAGAGACAUUUCUUUUACUAAUGAGUCGAUUAAUAUUGACAAAAGUCCUAAUGAUGAUAGAAAUGAUGAUAAGUUAGAAAGUACUAACACAAUAAAAUGCAGGAAGUUCGUAACUGCAAUGCAAUAUUAUGCAUAUCAACUCCCAAUUCGCCUCAAUUCUCCCAAUAUGCUUCUGCAAAUGGAAAGACUUUUCCAACAAUAUGUUGAAUUAUAUAAAAGCCUUCAAGGCUUCGUUUUGCGUGGUAAUAGUGAUCCAAGACAAGUUAGUCAGAGAAUAGUACUUCCAUCAACAUUUAUUGGAGGUUCUCGAGAUAUGAUACAGCGAUAUCAGGAUGCAAUAGCCUUAUUGCAUUUUGGCAAACCUGAUUUAUUCAUUACUAUAACGUACAACCCAAAUUGGCAUGAAAUUCAAGCCCUAAUGUUGCCUGAACAAAAACCUCAAGACAGACCAGAUAUCACAGCAAGAUUACUUAGAGAGGCUGUCUUGGUAAUCUGGGACGAAGCUCUCAUGUCAAAUCGUAAGGCACCUGAAUCUCCUGUAAUUCCAAAGGCACUAGGUUGCCCUGCCAAUAAUGAGGCAAGAACUUUCGCAAAGUACUUACUUAGAAUUGGCAAUGGUACCGAACCCACAAUAGAAAAUGAUUUGAUUCAACUUCUUGAUGAAAUGAUCAUUUGUCUACAGAAUAACAAAGAUUCCAUUGACUCUUUGAUAAAUACUGUAUACUCUAAUCUCACUAAAAAUGCCUCAAAUACUAUCUUUAUAACAGAGAGAGCAAUAUUAACUUCAUUAAAUAGUAAUGUUGAUGAAAUUAAUAAGAAAAUAAUGGCCAAGUAUCCUGGAGAACAACACAUAUACUAUAGUUUUGAUUCAGUACCAGAGGAUAACCUAAAUAUGCAUCCAAUUAAAUAUCUUAACUCUUUAAUACCUCAAGGUCUUCCUCCACAUGAGCUUACAUUGAAG
This is a messenger RNA of Racocetra persica, 1029 nucleotides long. NCBI's taxonomy places the organism in Eukaryota, Fungi, Glomeromycota, Glomeromycetes, Diversisporales, Gigasporaceae. The record is from the annotation of a GenBank genome assembly.